Molecule: messenger RNA, 426 nt
Organism: Venustampulla echinocandica
Lineage: Eukaryota; Fungi; Ascomycota; Leotiomycetes; Helotiales; Pleuroascaceae
Exons: 2
Coding region: 1-426 (141 amino acids)
Source: RefSeq, a predicted model, not a curated record
AUGUGCGCGACCUGCAACCAGACCAUUAGACUCAACGGCAAUGGUGGGAAGGUCGAGAUCCAGAACACCGAUCAUCUUUGGGAGCAACAAAACAAGCAGACAAAGGGGGAGCCACUAUACUAUCUCGUGGUGACCGCGUUGAAGGACCAAGAAGCUCAGGGAGAUUGCUCUACUCAACGCUUCGAAUUCCAAUCACUGCGCCACCUUACAAAUGCCGUGGAUCAAAUUGAAGCGGGAUUUGGUGGUACGGUUGCUCUGCGGAAGUGCGGCGGAGAGUUGCCGGAUGCAAUGGGUGGCAGGGUCAACGAUGGGCGGUGUGAGAACGUUACAAUUGAGUUCGAUAGCAACACGGCGCAGGAGGGGUGGGACAAGUUCCUGCUCAGGUUGAGGGGUAUGGAGAAGGAAUGGCGAACUGCAAGCCAGUGA